Molecule: messenger RNA, 1617 nt
Organism: Echinops telfairi (small Madagascar hedgehog)
Lineage: Eukaryota; Metazoa; Chordata; Mammalia; Afrosoricida; Tenrecidae
Product: sacsin
Exons: 6
Molecular function (GO): Hsp70 protein binding
Source: RefSeq, a predicted model, not a curated record
CUGCCGCCCUCCGCCACCGUCCUGCACGUGAAGGAGCUCAUCGCGGCCGAGACGGCCUUCCCGGCGGCCGAGCAGGAGCUGAGGCACCGCAGCAAGGAGUUACCUGACUGGACCAAGAUUGGAGAUCUGGUUUCCAAAGAUUGUCAUCUCUUUGUCAAUCUUCAAUCAAAAGGCUUAAAAGGAGGAGGUCGGUUUGGCCAGACAACGCCGCCACUCGUUGAUUUUCUCAAGGAUAUCUUAAGGCGAUACCCAGAAGGAGGGCAGAUUCUUAAGGAAUUGAUUCAGAAUGCAGAAGAUGCUGGGGCCACAGAAGUUAAGUUUUUGUACGAUGAGACACAGUAUGGCACGGAGACGCUGUGGUCGGAAGACAUGGUGCAGUACCAGGGCUCCGCCUUGUAUGCUUACAACAAUGCCACCUUCACCCCCGAGGACUGGGACGGCAUCCAAGAAAUAGCCAGGAGCCGGAAAAAGGAUGAUCCUUUGAAGGUCGGAAGAUUUGGAAUUGGCUUUAAUUCUGUCUACCACAUAACAGAUGUCCCCUGCAUCUUCAGCGGUAGCCAGAUCGGGAUGCUGGACCCCCACCAGACGCUCUUUGGCCCGCACGAGUCCGGCCAGUGCUGGAACCUCAGGGAGGACCGCGAGGAGAUCGGCCGGCUUUCCGACCAGUUCGCGCCCUUCCUGGGCAUCUUUGGCACCACCGAGGAGACGUUCAGCGAAGGCCACUUCCCUGGGACCUUCUUCCGCUUCCCGCUGCGCCGGCAGCCGUCCCAGCUGAGCGGCAACCUGUACGACAAGCAGAAGGUGCUGGAGCUGUUCGAGUCGUUCCGCGCCGACGCCGACACGGUGCUGCUCUUCCUGCAGAGCGUGCAGGCCGUGUCGCUGCACGUGCGCCAGGCCGACGGCACCGAGCGGCUGCUGUUCCGCGUGACGGCCAGCGAGCCCCAGAGCCCGGCGCGCGAGCGGCCCGAUGCCCUCCGGGUCCUGGGCGCCGCCGUCCGCGACUACUGCCACCGAGUCCCCAGCGACAGCAUCACCUGCGCCACCUACCCGCUGCACAUCGCGCUGGAGGACGGGGCCACCCAGGCGGCGCGCGAGAGCUCGUGGCUGCUGUGCAGCGGCGUGGGCGGCCGGGGCGUCUGCGGGCAGCUGGACGCGCUGGCAGACGAGCUGAAGUUCCUCCCGCUCGUCGCCAUCGCAGUGCCCCUGGCCGGCCCGGUGGGGGACGCCGCGGAUGCGGGCGCGGGCGCUGGCUUCGCGGGCAAAGCCUUCUGCUUCCUGCCGCUGCCCCCCGGGGAGGACAGCCGCACGGGGCUGCCAGUGCACGUCAGCGGCUUCUUCGGCCUCACCGACAACCGCCGGAGCAUCAAGUGGCGCGAGCUGGACCAGUGGCGGGACCCGGCGGCCGUGUGGAACGACCUGCUGGUGGCCAGCGUGGUGCCCCAGGCCUACGCCUCGCUGGUGCUGGCGUGCAUCGCGCGGCAGCAGGCGGGCGGGGACCCGGGCUUCGCGCUGUCGCCGGCGGCCAUCUACGCGCUUUGGCCCGCGGCGGAGCGCGUGAAGGCGCCCUGGCGGCCGGUCCUCGAGCCCCUGUUCGGCCUGCUCUUCCAGCACGCCGUC